ACGGGCUCGCGUCACGAUCGCGCCAUGACUCUGGAGGAGCUGGUGCCUUGCGACAGCAGCAGGAUGCAGGCGGUGAGCGAGGCCGUGGAGCGGGUGCUGGUGGCAGCGCAGCAUCAGGACCGGCUCACAGUGGGUGUCUACGAGUCGGCCAAGCUCAUGAAUGUGGACCCUGACAGCGUGGUGCUGUGCGUGCUGGCCACUGACGAGGAGGACGAAGGUGACAUCGCCCUGCAAAUCCAUUUCACCCUCAUCCAGGCCUUCUGCUGCGACAACGACAUCCACAUCCUGCGCGUCCUGGGCAUGCAGCGCCUGGCCGCCAUCCUGGGGGAGCCUGAGCCGGGCUCCGAGCCCCGUGAUCUCCACUGCCUCUUAGUCACGAACCCGCACACGGACGCGUGGAAGAGCCAAGGGUUGGCGGAGGUGGCCAAAUACUGCACCGAGAGCCGCGACAGGAACCAGUGGGUGCCGUUUGUGUGCCUGCAGGAGCGCUGAGCCGGCCCCGGCCCAUGCCCGGCUCUGUACCUGAAAAAGGAGGGGGGAAAACAGUAAAACGGCAGGAAAAGGAAAGGCGGA
Pezoporus flaviventris is the source of this 573-nucleotide messenger RNA. It is a transcript of the gene GADD45B, whose product is annotated as growth arrest and DNA damage inducible beta. The record is from RefSeq and is a predicted model, not a curated record. The transcript has 4 exons. The coding region runs from base 25 to 492 and encodes 155 amino acids. Gene Ontology annotation, cellular component: cytoplasm; nucleus. Gene Ontology annotation, biological process: regulation of cell cycle. NCBI's taxonomy places the organism in Eukaryota, Metazoa, Chordata, Aves, Psittaciformes, Psittacidae.